Molecule: messenger RNA, 2558 nt
Organism: Penaeus chinensis
Lineage: Eukaryota; Metazoa; Arthropoda; Malacostraca; Decapoda; Penaeidae
Product: BRCA1-associated protein-like
Exons: 13
Coding region: 123-1955 (610 amino acids)
Biological process (GO): Ras protein signal transduction; protein ubiquitination
Cellular component (GO): cytoplasm
Molecular function (GO): zinc ion binding; ubiquitin protein ligase activity
Source: RefSeq, a predicted model, not a curated record
UCUGAGUGACGGGCAGAACAUCCGAGUCUGACGCAGAAUGGGAAUUAAUGGAAAGAAUUAAACGCUUUGAGGAAGGAGGAAAUUAAUAUUUGCCGGAGAAAUAGGUUUCAAAGGGAUGAAAUAUGUCAGUCAGUCUCGUCGUGAUAAGGUUGGAGACCGCUGAUGAGAGUCCAACCCUAAAACAUAUUGAAUACCAAGCUCCCAAACGGACCAAAGACAACGGACUGGACCGUGAAGCCAGUCCAUCCGAGUGGCCGCUGCUGGUGACUGAUACUCUUCUCUCCAUUCACCGAGGACGAAGAGAACCCAUUCAGGUCACGGUCACCACACUCGAGGAGCAACACAUUCUUGAGUCUUUAACAUCAAGUAACCCAGAAGAAGAAGACCCAGACAUGGAUCCAAAAGUCAAAGGAGGUUCUGUAGAGAAGAAUGCAGGUGACAAUUCCUCAGAGACAAGCUGUGUGAGUUCAGGCGGAGUCCCUCGAAGAACAAGUAAAGAGUCGACUCCAGGAGCAUCAAGCAGUAAAGAAGGCACCCCAGGGCCCAGUGAGGAUGGCACCGGGAGAAGAGGGCGUAGCAUUAAGGACAGAGUCACCUUCGUGUCUGGAAACCCAAUGGUGGAUGUCACCCAUGGAAUUUUGCAUCUGUACAAGGAAAAUACGAAGACAAGCUUGGAGGAGACUGAAUCACGAUCAGAAAUGUUGUGCAUGUUGGCUGUUCCUACUUGUAUGACAAUUCAUGACCUUCUCCAAUUCACAGCCCCAUGCUACUCUGAGAUACAGCAUAUGAGAAUCAUCAGAGAUCCUACACCCAACCAGUACAUGGUGCUCAUCAAGUUCCGAACACAGGGUGAUGCUGACAUGUUCUACAAUACAUUCAAUGGGCAGCGCUAUAACACAAUUGAACCAGACAUUUGUCGUCUUGUGUACGUUGCCAGAGUAGAGACCACAAAGGAGUCUGAGGAUGGAGGUUUACCUAUACCAGGUCACACAGAAUUACCUACUUGCCCAGUCUGCUUAGAGCGCAUGGAUGAAUCUGUCGAUGGAAUCUUGACAAUAUUAUGCAACCAUUCCUUCCAUGGAGAAUGUUUAGCCAAGUGGGGUGAUACAAGCUGUCCAGUUUGCCGUUACUGUCAGACCCCAGAGGAGACGCCAGACCAACGAUGCUUAUUGUGCGGGUCAGCUGACUCCUUGUGGAUCUGCCUGAUAUGUGGCCAUGUUGGAUGUGGGCGUUAUGUAGGAGGACAUGCUCACAGACACUUCAUGGAGACCAAUCACCUGUUCUCGCUGCAAGUGGGCAACAACAGAGUGUGGGACUAUGUGAGAGAUAACUAUGUGCACCGCUUAUUACAGAGUGAAGGUGAUGGCAAAGUUGUAUCAUAUGAGCGAACAUCACCAGUGUCUGAUACAAAGGAGGAGUUAGUUCAAGGAGAAGAAAAGUUGACAGCAUUGCAGCUGGAAUACACACACCUCCUUUCCUCGCAGCUAGAGUCACAAAGACAGUACUUUGAAAACAAGAUAACAGAAGCUCAAGCAGAGGCAUGGCAUGAGGCAGAAGAAUCAAAAGAAGCUGUAAAAAAACUUAGUGAAGAAAUGCAGGCAGUCAAACAAGAGUUGGCUUCUGUUACACGUGAGAAAGUUACACUUGAUAAGAAGAUCAGUCAACUGAAUAGUAAACUGGCAAAGGUGUCCAAAGAUCUGGAAACAGAGCAGGAGCUUAAUCUGUCCAUGCGUCAAGGAAAACAGGAGUGGGUGUCCAAGGUCGUGAAGUUGGAAAAUGUGGUCAAGCAGAAGGAUCAGAAAAUAGCUGAAUUGGAGUCUCAAGUGAUUGAUGUGAUGGCCCACUUGGAGGCUCUGUCCACAGUCAACUGCAACCCAGAGCUCCAGGGCGGCCAGGUCUACAUCCCAAACGAGAAUGCGAAGCCACAGGGGGCGAGACGGAAACACAGAAAGUAAAGGAGGGGAGAAGUUUCCAGUUUGUGGUGACUUCCUCGGAUUUUCUAAUUUGGGACAGCUUGCUAAGAUGACCAGGCUUAUUGUGCAAAAAGACUUGUUCAAAGUUUUUUUUUUUUUUUCUGUAAAUUUUCUUUUUCUGUUUCCUCUUUUUUUGGAACAGUAAUUAAGUUGAAAGAUUCAGUUAAACUAGUCAGUAUUUUCAGUGAUUAAUAGAUCAUAUCUGUACAAGUACAAUUAAACUUGAAAUUAUUUAGGUUGUGUGAUGAUUAUAUAUAUACAAAAUAUUUGUUACUUACAUGAGUAUGAGAUUUAAAUGUUUAGGACCUUAGUAUGUACCUUAGAUUUGUGUUCUGACUGAUAUCUCAAGUUAAACUAAUCUCAGUAUAGGUAAAAAAAAAAAAAAAUAUUGAAAAUAUUAUGUUUAUGUACAUGGAAAUUGUAAAUAUUAUCUUACAUAUUUUCCUUUUGGCAUAUCUUUAUAAUCACCUAUUGGGAAUUGUAAAUAUAACUUUUCCCAGUUAUUUUUUUCUUCAGUAAUAUAAUUAUCAUAACUGAUAUGUUAUUUCAAAUUACAAAAGAAUUAAUAAAACUAUUUUUAUGGUC